AUGCGGCGCCAGAAUUCACGAAGAAGCGCGCCGAUUCUCCUCCUCUGCAACGAACAAGCGCAUCAAACAAACCGCGGCGGCGCGGGCGCCCUAGGCCGCUGGCAUCGAUCGAUCGAUCGAUCGAUCGAGCGCUGGAUCGCUCGCUUACUUCCUUCCCUAGGCGCGGCGGCACACGAUGGAGGCGCGCAUCAAAAGAAUGAGGAGCAAAGGGUUAGCGAAAAGAGACACCGGCACCAAGUCCAUUCCAUGCCGGCUCAUUGUUUUGGCGAGAAGAAGGCGGGGAAGCUUCGAUGGCUUGAGGCAAUCCAUUGUUGUAAGAGCCUCGCUGAUGCUACUGACAUCCACGCAUCAAUCUCCGGAGCCUUCCAGAAUGACACUUUCCUCCUCAACAAGCUCAUCCAGCUCUACGGAAGGUACGGCAGCCCUCUGGAUGCGCGCCACGUGUUCGACCACAUUGCCGCCAAGGACACUUACUCAUGGAAUCUCAUGCUCUCUGCGUACAUACGAAAUGGCCAUGUCGCAGAAGCCCGGGAGCUCUUCGACCAAAUGCCUUGGAAUCUGUCGAUGUCAGCAAAUGCCGCAGAUGGGCAUCUGCGGGAAUCUAGAACUUCUGUUGCAAACGUGCCAGCGAGGGAUCUUGUGAGCUGGACUACCAUGGUUUCGGCUUGUGCCGAUAAAGGGCAUCUGCUAGAUGCCAAGGUGCUGUUUGAUUCUAUGCCUGUUUAUGACCUCAUUGCCUGGACAGCAAUGCUUGGCGCAUAUGCUCAGGCCGGACUGGUUGUAGAGUCUCGAAACAUAUUCCUCCAGAUGCCUGAGAGGAAUCUUGCGUCGUGGAAUGCAAUGCUCUUGGCAUAUUCCCAUGUAGGGAAUCUCUGCGACUCGUUUAAGGUGUUUUUAGAGAUGCCGGAGAGGAACCUGGUGAGCUGGACGGUACUUGUGGCUGCAUUUUUGGAAGCUAAUAGCCUAGAUGGUGCCAAAGAAAUCUAUGAUAAGAUGCCACAGUGGGAUGUGGUCUGCUCAACUGCUCUUCUCGCAGCAUAUGCCGAGGGAGGAAGCGUUGAGCUCUCGAAGCAAAUAUUUGAUGAGAUGCCAUACAGAAACUUGUUAUCUUGGACUGCUAUGCUAAAAGCUAACGCCCAUGGUGGAAAUCUUAGAGAAGCUAUAGAGAUAUUCCAGAGAAUCCCAGAGCUGGACACUCUGGCUUGCAACGUAAUGUUGUUAGCAUAUGCUCAACAUGGAGAAACCCGACAAGUGGAUGCCAUGCUUGGGCAAAUGCCGUGUCUGGAUAUUGUAUCAUGCAACUUGAAACUUUCUCUUCUUUCUCAAGACGGAAAAAUAGAGAAAGCACAAGAGAAGUUCCAUAACAUGCCUCGGAAAAACCUAGCGUCAUGGACAUCUAUCCUAUCAGGUUAUGCCUAUGCACGGGAUCUCGAGUACACUAAGUAUGUAUUUGACCAAAUGCCCGAGUGGGACUGUUUUUCAUGCACUACCAUGUUUGCUGCAUAUGCCCAAAACUGGCAUAUCCAAGAAUCGCUGGGAAUAUUUGCUAGAACGCUCUACAGGGACACCCCCUGUUGGAACGCAUUGAUAUAUGCAUAUGCCCAAAACGGGCAUCCGCUCAAAGCUAAGAGUGUUUUCGACACCAUUCCAGAUCCAGACUCUGGCUCUUGGUCAGCACUGCUAUCCUGCUAUGCUCAAGGAGAGCUAUCACAAAACAAAAUAGAUCUCACCUUAAGUUCAAUGGCUGCUCACUGCGUAACACCCAAUGAUUCAUGUGUGGCUUCGUUUCUCAUUGCUUGUAGCCGUGCGGGGGGAUUAUAUGCUGGGAGGUGUUGCUUGGUCUCAAUGGCUAUGGACUAUGGAGUUUCACCAACAAGGCAACACUUCUUUUGUAUGGUUGAUCUGCUUGGGCGAGCUGGUUUCCUGGCUGCUGCUGAGGACUUGAUCCUCAAUAUGCCCUUUGAGGACGAAGCACUGGAGUGGGAGUGCUUGCUGGGUGCAUGUGCCAUGUAUUAUGAUUCCUCCAUUGGCACUCGGGCAGCAAUGAGAGGGUUUAGUAUUUAG
This is a messenger RNA of Selaginella moellendorffii, 2064 nucleotides long. Its product is annotated as pentatricopeptide repeat-containing protein At4g02750-like. Lineage: Eukaryota; Viridiplantae; Streptophyta; Lycopodiopsida; Selaginellales; Selaginellaceae. Bases 1 to 2064 code for a protein of 687 amino acids. The record is from RefSeq and is a predicted model, not a curated record. Gene Ontology annotation, molecular function: protein binding. The transcript has 2 exons.